Molecule: messenger RNA, 1986 nt
Organism: Ciona intestinalis (vase tunicate)
Lineage: Eukaryota; Metazoa; Chordata; Ascidiacea; Phlebobranchia; Cionidae
Source: RefSeq
CAACAAGUCCCAUAGUAAUGGAUUUCCCAGUUUCUGCAUUCUCUCACUUGACUGCGCUUGCUACAACCAAAAACAUCGAAUACGCAGAGGCGGUACAAGGAAAAGUUCAAGGUGAGGUUCCAAGUUGGCUGAAUGGUAGCUGGUACCGUAACGGACCGGGAGUUGUCCAUUUCCGAGAGGAGAGCGUGAAGCAUUGGUUCGAUGGCAUGGCGCUUGCAAGAAAGUUCUGCAUUGAAGAUGGUAAGGUCAGUUACAUGAGCAGACUGGUUGACGGCGAGAGUUUGCAGAAGAACACAGCUGCAGGGAGGGUCGUGGUGGCCGAAUUUGGAACUACUACUCACUCUGAAGGAUUUCUUGGAAGAGUAAAGAGUGCGUUAACAAUGCCAGAAUUCACCGAUAAUUGUCUCAUUAACUUCAUGAAUCUCGGUGAUCAUCUGUUCGCCAUCACUGAAAGCAACUUCAUUCGUCAGAUCGAUCCGGUGACCCUUGAUACAAAGGACAAGGUUGAUCUUGCGAAACACCUUCCUAUCAACAUAAUGUCAUCUCAUCCCCUUGUGGAUGGUGAGGGCAACGUCUACACUUUCUCCAGCUCCAUAUUUAACAUGGGAAGAACCAAAUACAACUUGCUCAAGUUCACUGCAGCUGCACCGGGAACUCCGUUGGAAACAAUUCUAUCGCAAUCGGAAUCUAUUUGUAGCAUCGAUUCGUCAUGGAGAGUCAGCCCAUCAUAUCAUCAUAGCUUUGCUAUGUCAGAGAAAUAUGCCGUCUUCGUUGAAAUGCCGCUCAAAAUUGAUAUUCCCAAAAUGGCGGUCGCACACUUGCGCCACAUGUGCUACAGUGAUUGCAUUGAAGUGUUAGAAGAUACCAAGACUCGCAUUUAUUUGGUGAACAAGGAGACCGGCAAGCAACAUCCAAUCACCUUCUUAUGUGACCCGCUUAUCGUGUAUCAUCAUGUGAAUGCAUACGAUGAUGGGGACCAUGUGGUAUUGGACCUCAGCUGUUACAAGAAAAACAGCUUCUACGACAAGUUCACGAUGUCCAAUUUGGAAAAGACUCCGCAAGAGUUCUCCAAGUUAUUUGACAGCGAUGAACAAGCUGUUAAAGCGAUGAGGAUUGUUCUUCCAUUGGCUAAUGAUUCCAAAACGACAGGGAAUCUCGUCUCGGUGGCAAACACCUCAUGUACAGCCGAGUUCCAGGGCAAUAACAUCUUCUGUACAAGCGAGAUGCUGAGUGUGGGAACCGAGUGUGCUGUUAUCAACAAUAAAUACAUUGGCAAGAAGUACAAGUAUUUCUACAGCCCCGGUGGAUUAAAACUCCCACCAGGAGAAAUGUUGACAAAGAUUGACGUGGAAACAAAGCAGAGAGUGCAAACUUGGCAGGAGAAAGGUUGUUGGGCGUCUCAACCUGUCUUCGUAGCGAAACCCGGAGCAACACAGGAAGACGAAGGUAUCCUUAUGUCAUCUGUGGUAAAUGAAAACGGAAACCCAUUUUUGUUGAUGCUGGACGCCAAGAGCUUUACCGAAGUCGCCCGAAUCCACUUUGACGCUAAUAUCCCACCGGAUGUUCACGGAGUAUUUGUCCCUAAAGCAUAAACGCACAAUCACCCGCACCAGUAUAUAGUCAAAUGAUUGUGAUCGUUUUAUAUUUUUGAUGUUGCUUCAGCUUAUCAUAAUCAUAACCGUGUUCCUGUGGUUUGUACGUGCUGUAUCAUUGCUUCAGAGUUUUGUGCCACAGUUACUGUUUAUACGUUUUAUUCCCCUUCAGAAAAUAUAACGACGGUUUCAAUACCCUAUACAUACAUGCUUCAUCAUGACCUGUUUUUUAUAACUUGUCGACGGUUUUAUUCACACAUAAACAAAAACAAUAUUUCCAUAUUCUUUCGUAUAUACUUUCAAUGCUCUGCUUUUAUACCAUUGGGAUGAUUUAUAUCAAUCGUCGUGUGCUGGUUUACGCAUAGAAAUGUAGUCGCAAUUAAAAUCAAAAGGC